Messenger RNA from Phodopus roborovskii (desert hamster), 666 nucleotides. Its product is annotated as paired mesoderm homeobox protein 1. The coding region runs from base 13 to 666 and encodes 217 amino acids. NCBI's taxonomy places the organism in Eukaryota, Metazoa, Chordata, Mammalia, Rodentia, Cricetidae. The transcript has 3 exons. The record is from RefSeq and is a predicted model, not a curated record. Gene Ontology annotation, biological process: regulation of transcription by RNA polymerase II. Gene Ontology annotation, molecular function: RNA polymerase II transcription regulatory region sequence-specific DNA binding; DNA-binding transcription factor activity, RNA polymerase II-specific.
AGAGCUCAGGUCAUGGCCCGCAAGUACUUCUACUUCGACUAUGACUACUAUGGGGUGAGCUUUUAUGAGGAAGAAAUAAAGACCGCCGAACCCGAAGAAAGGUUGUCCUACUCAGCAAACAGUGGCACCUUUGACCAAGGAGUCAUAGACGCCCUGAAUAAGCUAUGCUGUGAGGGCCACCAGAGCUCUCUGGGCAACCACAGCUACGAGAGCUAUGACAUGAAUAACAACCAAGACACCGAGAAAGGAGAGCUGGUGAUGGCCAGGAACAUGGCCAGAGCCAGUGACCAGCCAUCAUUCAGGAUUCCUCGGAAACCAUACAAAUUCACGCCUGGACAGCUGUGGGAACUUCGGGCAGUUUUCGAAGAAACUCAGUACCCAGACGCUCUCAGACGAAAAGAGCUGGCGGAGCUCAUGAAUGUGGAUGAACAGAAAGUGAAGGAUUGGUUUAAUAAUAAGAGGGCUAAACUUAGGAAGAACCAGAAGUUAAUAAUGACAAACAAGCACCCUGCUUCUACCAAGGAGACUCCCGACAUGAAGACUUUGGUGGAGUCCAAGAAUGUCAUCAUUCUCCAGGAGCAAGUCGGGGAUGGGCUCUUCUGGUGUCACCAGAUCUUUGACACCUGUGCUGGCCAGAACAUCCCUGUCUCUCUCCCCUUACAUUAG